AUGUCAUUUGCAUCCAUGGAGACACAUAUUAUUCUUCUCUUACAACAAGAUAACGAUCCUAGAUCUCGUGUUUGGAGUGACCAUUGCAGCCUACAGUCUGCUAUCGAGUAUAUCCUUGGCGUUUAUAUGUCGAGAAAAGAUGUUACUCUCGAAACUCUAGACUUUGUUCAGUUCGCCGAGUUUUUUGACUCCAUUUACGAUUGUGUGCCGCUCGUUUACGAUUCGCAUUUCCGGGCAUAUGUUCCGUUUGAAAAAAAGUGGCUGCUUGCUCGAAUUGAUCAAUAUCUGAAGAUUCCAGUGAAGCCCCCGUAUGAGGAAGUAUCUGCAUAA
Messenger RNA from Schizosaccharomyces japonicus yFS275, 330 nucleotides. RefSeq lists its product as hypothetical. The coding region runs from base 1 to 330 and encodes 109 amino acids. NCBI's taxonomy places the organism in Eukaryota, Fungi, Ascomycota, Schizosaccharomycetes, Schizosaccharomycetales, Schizosaccharomycetaceae. The record is from RefSeq and is a predicted model, not a curated record. The transcript has 7 exons.